CGGCCGUAAAAUAAAUCAACCGGAAGUGAGGUCAUCUUCGCGCAUGCGUAGACUGGUCUUGUAGCGACAGCGGGUGCUACUAGCUAGCUUUAGCUAAAAGCUAAUAGUAGAAAGACGGAGGAUGGAACCCAGCGAUAGAAUGGAGGUAGACGGCUGGGAUGCCAGUCUGGAGGAAGAACUAAACAUUUCUCUGGACGAGCUGAAGAAGUGGAUCGAUGAGGCGGUGGAGCAGAACGAGAUGGUGCAGAAGAAAACGGCUCAGCUGACUGAGCUGGAGAAGCAGGUGAAGAAGAAAGAGGAAGAGGAGCAAAAGACCGAGAAACUUCUCAAAGCUGCAAAGGAGUCUCUCCUGGAGUGUGAGAUGCUUGUGAGGGCCACAUAUCAGCAGAAAGGCCUCGUGUACAGAGAGAGCAGCUCGGACGAUGAAGAGGCCGGCGGACGCAUGUUGUCCUCCGAGGUCAUCGAGAUCGACGAUGAUGACGACGACGACGAUGACGACGUCAUAGCUGUUGGCUGCUUGAUCCCACCGCAGAAACCUGUCACUCCUGUCAAGGAUUCAGUGGUAAAAGACACCUCCACUGCACUCCAUAAAACCACAGAGCAGGUCAACAAACUGGUGCAAAUAAUCACCAGGCCUUCUCCGGGUGCCUCAUUUCCCAGAUCUCCAGCCCAGUCAGGUAUCCAUCCUGCAACGCCAGCAGUGAUCAUAUCGCAGGUUCCUUCUCAACACAUGACCCACGCCAGCCCCAAAAAGAGGGAAGAUGAACUCCGAGUCGGGAUGAUCAUUCUGGGAAAGAAACGGAUGAAAACAUGGCACAGAGGCACCCUGGUUGCUGUCAACGCCGUUGGAGGCAAUACAUUCAAAUACAAAGUCAAGUUCGACAAGGGCAAGAGUCUGCUCUCGGGGAACCACGUGGCUUUCGACUAUAACCCCACCCUGGAGAGUCUGUUUGUGGGGGCCCGGGUGGUGGCCAAGUACAAGGACAGCCAACAGGUGUGGCUUUACGCCGGGAUAGUAGCAGAGAUGCCCACCACCAAGAACCAAAUGAGGUUUCUGAUCUUCUUCGACGAUGGCUACGCCUCCUAUGUCAACCUACCAGACCUCUACCCUGUGUGCCGACCAUUGAAGCGUACCUGGGAAGACAUUGAGGACGCGUCAUGCCGAGACUUCAUCGAGGAGUACAUCACAGCUUACCCCAGCAGGCCCAUGGUCCUUCUGAAAGUUGGUCAGAUCAUCAAAACCGAGUGGGAUGGAACCUGGUGGAAGAGUAAAGUAGAGGAAGUGGACGGCAGCUUGGUCAAGAUCCUUUUUCUGGAUGAUAAGCGGACAGAGUGGAUCUACAGAGGCUCCACCAGGCUAGAGCCAAUGUUCAAUUUGAAGAUGACCACUGCCAACACCCAGGAGAAGAAGUUGGCCGGCCAGCAGAGGACACGACCAAAUAUGGGUGCAUUGAGAAGUAAAGGCCCUGUAGUCCAGUACACCAGUGACGGUCAUCUCGGAGCUUCUCCUGUCAAGUCCCCACCUGCUCAAAGUGUGCCGACGCCUCAAAAUCAACAACCACCAGCCCAACAAACCACUCAGCUCACUCAGUCGCCACGUGUUGACCCUAAACAUCAGAUGGCCAAGAAGAGCACUUCUCCAUUUAUCCCUGGGGUGGGAGGCACUCAUGCCUCUAAGGUCAUGCAGUCUCUGUCCACCAGCAACAUGCAAAGAAUGGUCACCCCCGCAGUAAGUAGCAGCCCUCAAGUUCAGCAGUCUUAUCAGAGGCAGGUGACCACUGUGGUCGCCCACCCGAUGGCCACCAUCUCCCACCCGAACGCCACCAUCCCCCACCAGCCGUCGUACCGUGCCCCCACUGACCGCAUCUUCUACACGGUGCACACUUGCCACCCCACCUGCCUGAGUCGCGUGCGGCCGCUUAAACUAGACAUCCACCGGGGGAAGAACCCCCUCCUCACGCCGCUACUGUACGAUUUCCGGCGCAUGACGGGCCGGCGCAAAGUCAACCGCAAGAUGACCUUCCACGUGAUCUACAAGGCCCCGUGCGGGCUGUGCCUCCGUAACAUGGCCGAGAUCCAGCACUACCUCUUCCAGACACGCUGUGACUUUAUCUUCUUGGAGAUGUUCUGCCUCGAUCCCUACGUGCUGGUCGAUCGUCCUUUCCUGCCGCUGAGGCCCUUCUACUAUAUUCCUGACAUCACCGACGGAAACGAGGACAUCCCGCUGUCCUGCGUCAACGAGAUCGAUUCCACGCCACCUCCCAACGUUGCCUACAGCAAAGAGCGCAUUCCUGAAGACGGAGUGUUCAUCAACACAAGUCCUGACUUCCUGGUUGGAUGUAAUUGCACUGAUGGCUGUCUGGACAAGUCCAAAUGUUCUUGCCACCAGCUGACCCUGCAGGCCACAGGUUGUACUCCGGGUGCACAGAUCAACCCAAAUGCUGGAUAUCUCCACAAGCGAUUAGAGGAGUGCCUGCCCACAGGGAUCUACGAAUGCAAUAAGCGUUGCAAGUGUUGCAGCCAGAUGUGCACCAACCGUUUGGUGCAGCACGGCCUGCAGGUGCGGCUUCAGCUCUUCAAGACCCAGAACAAAGGCUGGGGCAUCCGCUGCUUAGACGACGUGGCCAAGGGCUCUUUUGUCUGCAUCUAUGCUGGUAAAAUCCUAACCGAUGACUUUGCCGACAAAGAAGGUUUAGAGAUGGGUGAUGAAUACUUUGCUAAUCUGGACCACAUUGAGAGCGUGGAGAAUUUCAAGGAGGGCUAUGAGAGCGAGGCUCACUGUUCUGACAGCGAGGGCAGCGGCGUGGACAUGUCCAGGUUAAAAAUUCAACCAUCAGCCUUGGUGUCCGGUAACUCUUUUGGACGACAGGCCAAAAAAGAAGAAAGCUCAGGCUCGUCCGGGGAAAGCAAUGGCGAGGACGAUAAAGAGUCAAAAAGUGAGGAUGAGAGUGACAGUUCAGACGACACGUUCGUGAAGGACAAUUUAUACAGCAGCAGCUCCGUGUGGAGGAGCUACACCACGCGUGGACAGGCCAAAGGCAACAAGGACGAAAGUCAGGACGUUAAAGAAGGGACUACUACCGUUCCAGCCAAAGUAGAUGAGAAGUCAGUGUCUGUGCCAGAAGAGACGGGGAAAAACAAAGUAGCAUCCUGGCUCACCAACCAGGGACAGAAGAAGGAGUCUGCAGAGGGCAAGAGCCAAGUGAAGCCUGACUCUGCAAAGAAGCCGGAAGUGACCACUGUCUCCGACAGUGACGACGUCCAAACCAUCAGCUCGGGUUCUGACGACAACAGGGAGAAAGAGAAACCCCCCACUGGCGUGGUUAAGAAGCAGGUAGCCGUGAAGUCCACUCGAGGCAUCGCCUUGAAGACGGGUCACGGCAUGAUGGUUAAGACGGGGGCGCCCGCAGGUGUGACGUCACAAGGAGGCCAGGGUGCUAAACCGGGGCAGCAGGGACAGACGGGAGGGGGUGGAGAAAAUGGCCACAAAAACACCCGGCUGUUUUUCGAUGGCGAAGAAUCGUGUUACAUCAUCGACGCCAAGCUGGAGGGAAACCUUGGCCGCUACCUCAACCACAGCUGCAGUCCCAACCUCUUUGUCCAGAACGUCUUUGUGGACACACACGACUUGAGGUUCCCUUGGGUAGCGUUCUUUGCCAGCAAGCGUAUCCGGGCUGGAACGGAGCUGACCUGGGACUACAACUAUGAAGUGGGCAGCGUGGAGGGCAAAGUGCUGCUGUGCUGCUGCGGCUCCACCGAGUGUAGAGGAAGACUUCUGUGAGUGUUCUCUCGCUGCCCGCUGCUACUUUUUUUAUAUAAAAAAAAACAAAAAACAAUAUCAAGAAAAACUACUGUUAUUGUUUUUUUAAUUGUGUUUAUUUUCUUUUAGCAUUUGAUGAUUUCAGGUUUUUCAGUUAUUUUUAUAUGCAGUCGUUUCAUUUGACUUACAGCAAGUUUAUUUGAAUUUUUUAAAUAAAAUAUGGUUGUUUUUUUCCAAAAAA
This is a messenger RNA of Nerophis ophidion (straightnose pipefish), 4001 nucleotides long. Its product is annotated as histone-lysine N-methyltransferase SETDB1-B-like. Gene Ontology annotation, biological process: heterochromatin organization; negative regulation of gene expression. Gene Ontology annotation, cellular component: nucleus. Gene Ontology annotation, molecular function: histone H3K9 methyltransferase activity; DNA binding; zinc ion binding. Bases 122 to 3781 code for a protein of 1219 amino acids. NCBI's taxonomy places the organism in Eukaryota, Metazoa, Chordata, Actinopteri, Syngnathiformes, Syngnathidae. The record is from RefSeq and is a predicted model, not a curated record. The transcript is spliced from 25 exons.